Messenger RNA from Trachymyrmex cornetzi, 606 nucleotides. RefSeq lists its product as uncharacterized. Lineage: Eukaryota; Metazoa; Arthropoda; Insecta; Hymenoptera; Formicidae. The transcript is spliced from 2 exons. The record is from RefSeq and is a predicted model, not a curated record. Bases 1 to 606 code for a protein of 201 amino acids.
AUGUCCUUUCUUCAUACCCACUCAAGCGAGUGUAUAAAGAGCGAACUCGAUUUCUUCUCUUUACCACCUACGCAAACCAGCAUCGAGAGUUCGCAAUGGAUUUAUUACAAACCCGUAACUUCGCUCACGGACGACUCACCCAUAGAAUUCGUCAUACCCGGCCAUGGAGAAGACUAUCUGGAUCUCACUCACACCAUGUUGAGCCUUCGCAUACGCGUAGAAAGCGAACGCGGGGAGAGCACAUCGGUCGCAGCCACCGACGUGGCAAAAGCAGGGCCCGUAAAUCAUUUACUGCAUUCCAUGUUCAACCAAAUCGACGUGUAUUUCAAUCAAAAACUCGUGUCGCAACCAAACAACGCUUACGCUUACCGCGCGUACAUCGAGGCGUUAUUAAAUUAUGCUUCACCCGCAAAAACUUCUCAUCUAACCUCUUGCUUAUGGGACGCGGAUAUUCCCGUCUACAUGGACGACAUGUUAGACUCGUCAAAUCCAAAUACGGCACUCGAGAGACGCGCGAAAUACAUUCAAGGAAAUCGUGCGCUAGAUCUCCAAGAGAUGUCAAAGAAGCUUGAUUGCCUCUGGCUCCUCUGCAGUUCCACUGAUUAA